AUGAACCUUACAACAACCAGCCGCCUUGGAUGCACGCUCACACAAGGCUCUGCCGUAUCUGGGACGCGCUACGCCAGUCACUCACGCCCCCUAGAACGCACAGCGUGUUGGAUGGAGCUCGCCUGCUUUGGCGGCUUUCCGAAGGUUCCGUCCCUCUCAGGCUCGAUGGUGCAGCAGCGCCAGGACCUUCUGGCGUCCACCAAAGGCGCCGGUGAGCCUGAAGUCAUCAUCCGCGUUGAGUUUGAGUUGUUUGAUGAUGAGUCUCCCAAAACGUGUGCGAAUUUCCGUCACUUGUGCGCGGGGCAGACCACCAGUCGCCAAGGGCAGACGUACUUGUACCAGGGCCUCACGCCGUGUUACCGUGGGACGUACAUUCACAAGAUUAUCCCCGCCUUCUGCGCCCAGGGGGGAGACUUGACGAUGCGUGUGGACAGGGGCGCGAAUUACUUUUCCAGCUUUGGCCGUGGCUGGUUCGCGGACGAAAACAAACGACACCGCCUCAAUAAAAUUGGCCUUCUCCUUAUGGCCAACAAUGGGCCCAACAGUAACGGCUCGCAGUUUUUCAUCACCACCUCCGACGCGGAUGAAAAGGCGCUCAGCGGCCGCCAUGUCUGCUUUGGCCGGAUCACGCGUGGCCUCGACGAGUUUAUGCGGGAGGUGGCGCCCUACGGCGACCGCAACGGCUACCCCUCACGAUUUGUAGUUAUCGUUGACUGUGGCGUGGGCCCGCUGCCGACGACGCUGGGCACCGUCAGCAGCUGGGGCGAGGCGCAGGAGCCGCCGCGCCAGGCAGACGCGGAGGAGGUCCAAUCAGAGGCGGAAAGCGAGGGCGCUGCAGCCGUGGUUGCUGGCGGAGCCGUGGACACUGCCGCGUCGGUCGAGGCGAAGAAGGGGGAGGAAGGCGUGGAGGAAGAAACCACUACAGUGGAAACGGUCAAGCAACCAUCGGCGGCGACUAGUGAAAAGAAGGUCGCCCACGUCAGCUUCAAGGAGGGUUGCCAUUAA
Molecule: messenger RNA, 1005 nt
Organism: Trypanosoma conorhini
Lineage: Eukaryota; Euglenozoa; Kinetoplastea; Trypanosomatida; Trypanosomatidae
Product: cyclophilin
Exons: 1
Coding region: 1-1005 (334 amino acids)
Biological process (GO): protein peptidyl-prolyl isomerization
Molecular function (GO): peptidyl-prolyl cis-trans isomerase activity
Source: RefSeq, a predicted model, not a curated record